CUUCCAUCCGGGAUGAAUUUCACCGAAAACGGAACCUGGCUCGAUAACGACACGAUCCGGUUCGGAUGCGACGGUUCGUCCUACAUCCCGGAGGGGAUCGCUUCCCUUCGGUUCCAGAUCCUGAUCUACCUGGCGUACAGUUCGAUCUUCCUGACCUCGAUCGUCGGUAACAUCGCCGUAUUCCUAGUGGUUCAUCUGCUACCUCGGAUGAACACCGUUACGAACCUGUUCAUCGCGAACCUCGCCCUCGGUGAUAUGCUGAUGGCCAUCUUCUGCAUCCCGUUUUCGUUCGUUUCGAUCUUCGUGCUACAGUACUGGCCCUUCGGCCUGAUCAUCUGCCGGAUCGUCAAUUAUUCGCAAGCCAUAUCGGUACUGGUCAGUGCGUACACCAUGAUCGCCAUCAGUGCCGAUCGAUACAUUGCCAUAAUGUGGCCUCUGAAGCCCAGGGUCACUAAACGUCUGGCCAGGAUCCUCAUCGUCUUCGUUUGGACUGGAGCUCUGCUGACCGCCGCUCCGAUCCCGGUCUUCUCGACCUUGAUUCAACCCAUCGAGUGGUACGACCAAUGCGAUCUCUCCAUCUGCACCGAAGUAUGGCCCGAUGAUCAGUCCGACCGCAGCUACUCCAUCACCCUGAUGACUCUUCAAUUCCUCGCUCCACUGAUCGUACUGGUCUCUACCUACGUUCAGAUCGCCUGGAAGGUUUGGGCCAAGAGCCCCCCGGGUGAAUCGGUCAAGCAGCGCGAUCGCCGGAUUCUCCAAUCCAAGCGUAAAAUGAUCAAGAUGAUGAUCACCGUGGUGGUCGUGUUCACGGUCUGCUGGCUGCCGUUCAACAUCUUCAUGCUGAUCCCGCUGGAUCCGGACUGGAAACCGUUGCCCUAUCUGUGGUUCCUGUUCCAUUGGCUGGCCAUGUCGCACAGUUGCUACAAUCCGGUCAUCUACUGCUACAUGAAUGAGAAGUUUCGCCAGGGGUUCCUCCAUUUGGUGCAUGCGAUCGAGCGCCGGUGCUGCUGCUGUUACGAGCGGAUCGCCGUGCGAAGGAAAAGCGAUGCCAGCACCAAUACGGAGAUGAUUCAGCUGUUUCCGAGCACGACCAUGCUGACGACCAUCAGCGCAGGCGGGGGCAGUCGGGAGUGCUGCCGGAUGGGGCACAAGGGGUGUGCAGUGACGAGUGGCGAUCGUUUUGGGUAA
Messenger RNA from Ochlerotatus camptorhynchus, 1188 nucleotides. Its product is annotated as RYamide receptor-like. Gene Ontology annotation, molecular function: neuropeptide Y receptor activity. Gene Ontology annotation, cellular component: plasma membrane. NCBI's taxonomy places the organism in Eukaryota, Metazoa, Arthropoda, Insecta, Diptera, Culicidae. Gene Ontology annotation, biological process: neuropeptide signaling pathway. The record is from RefSeq and is a predicted model, not a curated record. The coding region runs from base 13 to 1188 and encodes 391 amino acids. The transcript has a single exon.